Poeciliopsis prolifica (blackstripe livebearer) is the source of this 1286-nucleotide messenger RNA. RefSeq lists its product as uncharacterized. NCBI's taxonomy places the organism in Eukaryota, Metazoa, Chordata, Actinopteri, Cyprinodontiformes, Poeciliidae. The record is from RefSeq and is a predicted model, not a curated record. The transcript is spliced from 3 exons. Bases 236 to 619 code for a protein of 127 amino acids.
UCUGCGUGUCCAUGAGUGCGUGUGCUUGGUGAAGGCGCCACGUCGGCAGAAGCAGCAGAGAGAAGAGCAGCAGCAGCGGCUCUGCAGAAACUCUGGAGAAGUUGGUUGUUUGGAGGAUUGACGGACUGACGGACCGGCAGCUGCAGGGUUCAGGUUCCCCCUCCAAAACCCAGACCGCGGCCCACUUCUCAAUCUGCUGCUGGCUCAGGUGUUCCAGCCAGAAGCACUGGGAACAAUGGUGAAGGACGUGAACAGCGUGAACGUGGAGCCGCAGCCCGGGACCAGCCUGGCCUCGGACGAAGCUGAGCCCGCCGACAGCCAGGCCCCAGAGGAUCCAGGUAAAGAUCAUGCUGUCGCUCCGCCCGGCAUGGUGUGGAGGGUCACCGGCGGCCUCUUCAAUGUCACCAAGGGCGUAGUCGGCGCCGCAGUGGGCGGAGUUGCCUGGGUGGGCGGGAAGAGCCUGGAGAUCACCAAGUCGGCGGUGACAACGGUGCCGUCGGUGGGGGUGGGGCUGGUGAAGGGCGGCGUCUCCGCCUUGGCUGGCGGCGUCUCCAGCGUGGGCUCUACAGUCGCCAACAAAGUGCCAUUCACCGCCAAGAGGAAGGACAAGGCAGAGUGAGGUGGCGGUGAUGAUGAUGAUGACGACUGACGGAUUGCCCCGCCCUGAGCCAACCGAGACAGGAUGAUCUCGACCAAUCAGAUGCCACCGUGCCUUCCCCUGAACGCCUCAUCACAGCAACUUCAGACUGUAAAAUAAAGACUGUGCAGCUCUACUUCACCAACCCAAACAUGUUCUGCUCCAUGUUGGUGACGACACCCCGAUGACCCUUCUACCAGUUUAUGGACCAGUCUGAGGCCACGCCCUCUUCCUGCUCUUCAACCACAGACUUCUGCUGAAACCUUUCUGUCUUCAGAUGCUGAUUUUUGUGCUUUUUGUCUCUUUUGAAGUAUUACUGCAACCUCUCUGUCAGUAAAGUGUGUGUUGAGGGAUCAGACUGUUUCUUCUGAGGAGCCCUCCUUCACUCUGCAUGCAGGAACAUCUCUGAAAUAUCUAAAGAGUGACGCCACUCUGCAGCCUCUUUAUGGUGAAACUUGUUGGACAGAGUCUGACGUUACUCAGAAAAGGUGAACUGUUCCUUUAAUCAGAUGUUUACUCUGCUGCAGGAAUCAAUCAUUAGCAUUUCAAUGCAGCUGUUGUUGAGGAUAUGAAAGAUGUUUAUGUAUUUUUUUUUCAGUUUAUCAAUAAAAUAGUUUAGAAGGUUAAAAAAACAGGUCUUUUUCUCAGU